This is a messenger RNA of Soboliphyme baturini, 315 nucleotides long. NCBI's taxonomy places the organism in Eukaryota, Metazoa, Nematoda, Enoplea, Dioctophymatida, Soboliphymatidae. The record is from the annotation of a GenBank genome assembly.
AUGAAUUCGGCGGCUGCGCCUUCCGCAGAUAUGUCGUUUCCUCAGGACUCCGCUUCCGAUUCGGCAUUGCAAAUGCUGGACAACGUCAGCCUUCGCAAAAUAUAUCUACAAGCGUUAAAGUUCUUCAAAGAAAACGAUGGCAAGCUGUGCCACCCGUCGUACGACCAACGCGUACACCUCGCCGCUUUGUCCAAACAGGUUGCCUAUGGCCGUUGGACGCCUUCCACAAACGGAGUGAAUAACGUCGGCUUUUUUGAUCGAAUAGCUCCAUAUCCUCUUGAUGAUGAGUUUCGACGAAGUCACAAAAACUUGUGA